Molecule: messenger RNA, 3183 nt
Organism: Trypanosoma theileri
Lineage: Eukaryota; Euglenozoa; Kinetoplastea; Trypanosomatida; Trypanosomatidae
Product: protein kinase
Exons: 1
Coding region: 1-3183 (1060 amino acids)
Biological process (GO): peptidyl-serine phosphorylation; autophagy
Cellular component (GO): cytoplasm
Molecular function (GO): protein serine/threonine kinase activity; protein binding; ATP binding
Source: RefSeq, a predicted model, not a curated record
AUGGGUUGCGGGUCUUCAGUAGCCACAACGACACCUCCCGUCUCCAAUGAAAGGACGCGAACACGAAAUAAGAAAAACUCGAAUUCCAGUAGUAUUGGUUUUCGUACUACUGUCUCCUCCACAACAGCGAUGAGUCCAAACCCUAUGGCUUCAAAUGAACACCGUAUUUCCAACAGAAGUAGUGGCAGUAAUAGUAAUAAUGGUAAAACCAAAGGAAAGUUAACGAAUGCACAAACAGAGAAAUAUCCUGUCCCUGCGAGACGUACAAGUGGCAAUAGUCCACAUCAAGUGAUAAGUGAUAUGGAUGAUGAUGAUGAUUUUGAUGUGCGUUCUGCCAAUGGAGAUAUGUUAGAAAAUAGAGCCUUGUCAAGUGGGGCACUUAGCAAUGGAAAUGUAGAUAUGCCAAAUCUCGCUACUUUUUAUAAUGAACCACAGGAGUGUUUUUUCUGUUGUAGUGCCGCCGUCACACAUAUGUGUGAACAGUGUGAAAACCUUUAUAUAUGUGAUGAAUGUAUGUUUAAUGAUGCUUGCGUACAUGACCCAACACAUGCGAUUACUGGAAUACAUGAAACCCAAUCCAAUGCGAGUCGUACCUUUGGGUCUAGUUUAGUAACAGUAGAUGGUGGGGCUAGUAGUCUUUUCUAUGAUCCAUGUCUGGUAUGUGGACGUGUUAUUUUAGAUGUGGAACUUGUUUAUCACUGUGAUGAGUGUAAUGUUGUGGUUUGCGGUCAUUGUUAUCAAAAGAGUGGGGCUAUGGUUCAUGAACAUGAAUUAAAGUCUUUUCAACGGGCUAUUCGAAGUAAUGCGGCUAGUUAUGCCUUACUUAGUAAGAGUCGAAAUAGUGAGGGUAAUAAGGUUAUCAAUGAUUAUGUAGUUGUGAAACAACUUGGUAGGGGAUCUUAUGCAAAGGUAAAUUUAGUUCAACAUCGUCGUGAACGUGCCUUAUAUGCUUUAAAAAUUCUUAAACGUAAUCGUAUGAAUAAAAGUAAACGAUUUUUAUCACCCAAAUCGGGAUCUGAAGAUGAUGACUUAUUACGUGAAAUUGCCGUUAUGAAAUUUGUUUCUCAUCCUAAUAUAGUAAAACUUAAAGAAGUUAUUGAUGAUGUUGAGGCGCAAAAGGUGUAUGUGAUUAUGGAAUAUUGUGAAAAAGGGCCUAUUCAUGUCCUUGGUCAUCCCCCACUCCCUUUAGAAAAAGUACGAAAAUAUGCUCGAGAUAUUAUUUCUGGUCUUUUAUAUAUGCAUAGGGAAUAUUUAUUUCAUCGUGAUAUUAAACCAGCCAAUUGCCUUGUAGAUGGGAAUGAUGUAGUGAAGAUAGCAGACUUUGGUACGUGUAGUAGUCAAAUGAAGAAUGCCAACAUUGAUGGUACACCUGCGUAUUCAUGCCCUGAGCAGUGUCUUGGACUUCGCGUGACGGGUGAUGUUGUUGAUAGUUGGGCCUUUGCAGUAUCAUUAUAUCAAAUAUCACAUGGAUAUCUUCCUGUUCGUUCGGGUAGUUAUGGAGAACUUCGUAAUAGUUUAUUAGGAAGUGCUCCAAUAGAGAUUUCACCUAAAAUUGAUCCGCAAUUACGGGAUGUACUUUCUCGAAUGCUUGAAAAAGAUUUUUCUAAACGUAUGUUAUUGCGUGGGGCGGCAAGACAUCCUUUCUUUGGUAUGAGUCCACAAGAAGUUCCUGCACUUCAUGAAGAGAGAUGUGAAAAUGGAUAUGGGGCACCAAAUAAGGAAUUAUAUCUACGAGCCUUAAAGGGAGUCUUGAGAGGAAAGGGAUUGAGUAGUUAUUUCCAUGGCACUCGGGCUAUUCGUAAAAUUAAUCGAAAUGAAGUGAAUUAUAAUCUCUCUCCUAGUGAUGAUUUGAUAGAGGAACCAAGUGAGAAUAAGAAUAACUGCAAUGAUGGUAAAAAUGGUAAUGAUUCCAAUGAUAAAAAUAGAGGAAAUAAUAAUAAUAAUAAAAAUAAUAAUAAUGAUAAUAAUGAUAUUAAUAAUAUGCAAGAGAUGGUGGAAUGCAUGAGUCCUCCAAGUGAGAUUGACAAUCUUCAAGUGAUUUCAAUGAUGUUGGAGACACAAAAACAAGGAAAAUUAGAAAUUACCGAUAUUGUUUUACAUGAACUUCCAACCUUCUUAUCAGAUGCAGCACCUCAUACCACGGAGUUCCGAUUAUCUAAUAAUGGUAUUUCUUCUGUGGCAAAUCUUGAUUUCUCACUAUUUAGUUUAUUACGUGAAGUGAGUAUUACGAAUAACGCUCUCACAGUGUUUCCGAUUGAAGUUCUUGCGGCCCAACGUCUUCAGAAAUUAGAUCUCUCUCAUAAUCGUAUUGUAGAUAUCCCACCAGCUGUAAAUCGAGCUAGAAUGUUAGAACGUUUAUCUCUUCAUAGUAAUUGCAUUAAAAGUGUUGGAACCGAUAAAGCUAAAAAUUCAGUUUUCUCCGGUCGUUGUUUACGACAUGUACGAUUGAGUUGUAAUCCAUUACUACAUCUCCCAGAGGCAUUAUCCACAUGUCCCAAUUUAGAAUUAGUAUUAGAUGAUGCCCCUACAUUAGUAGAGGAAUGGGAACAUAUAGUCUCCAAGGUACCAAAUGUGGUAGUCGUAUGGAAUGAUAUCUAUCCCCGUCUGGUCCAUUCAAUCCUUCCAGUGUAUGUAGCUUCCAAGAAUAUACAUCUCUACAAGUUAAAAAUACUUCAUACGCUUAAUAUUCAACACGUGGUACUCUUGCAAAUUGAAAAAUGGCUUCCACUUGGGAAAACAGAGGGAAAAGAAAUGGAACGCUGUGUGCAACGCAAUACACAAGAAACAACAACAACAACAGCAGCAGAGGCGGUACCAGAGCGGGCACGACGAGUAGUGAGUUGUGUAGAUGUGAUGGAUAUCGUCUCUUCAUCUCCCACACAUAAUUUACCGCCCAUUCUGCAGAAGGCGGCAUUUGAAACUAUAAAGAGUUACUUUGUCAUUUCAGAAGUUCCGGAGGAUCCUUUAGCGGGUUUCAUUCCACUGCGGAAUUAUGUUGCGGAGCGGAGACGACUUAAUGAGCGGGUUUUAUUUUUUCUGGAGGAGAAGCGAAUGUCGAGAUCUUCGCGGGAAACGGCUAUUGGGGUUAUUUGUUCCACUUUGCAAGAUCACAUGGGACCCGAAACUCCAGUGUGUAAAUGUUAUCAAAUGGUAAUGGAUGCGAUAAGAGGACUCUACGGUUGA